This is a messenger RNA of Aspergillus puulaauensis, 3891 nucleotides long. It is a transcript of the gene PRP24, whose product is annotated as U6 snRNP complex subunit PRP24. The record is from RefSeq and is a predicted model, not a curated record. The coding region runs from base 1 to 3891 and encodes 1296 amino acids. Gene Ontology annotation, biological process: RNA processing. Gene Ontology annotation, molecular function: protein binding; mRNA binding. Lineage: Eukaryota; Fungi; Ascomycota; Eurotiomycetes; Eurotiales; Aspergillaceae. Gene Ontology annotation, cellular component: cytosol. The transcript is spliced from 3 exons.
AUGAUGGACAUCAAUUCUCUCCUUUCGCCGCAGGACGCGAACUCAAAUUCUGGGCGCUCAACGCCUACCACGAGCUCUUCUGGCAAUACCUCCGCUCCUGCGCCCGGGCCAGCGCACAAGCCCCUACGGAAGAGUCGCACCGCUGCGAACCGAACCCCUAUCGCAUCGUCGCCACUUGCGCAACAAGUCUACGCCCCUCCAACCAACGUACCUGAACCCUCGCCGCCUUCGUCGAUGAGUCCCGCUGUUGGACCUAACGUGGGAGGAGGUGGAAGCGGAGGAGGGACACCGCCAGCUGCCGACCUGCAGAACUCGCGGCAACCAUCAACUCCGGGCAUGGACACUCUUGCCGACCUCGCAUCUAUGCAACAUCACCAACCACCGCGGCCGAAUGCCGCCAUCCUACGACCCGAAUCUUACGAGAGUCAGCUCUCGCCGUCAACAAUGUUUCCGAAUGUUAACCAGAUUUCCCACAACACCCCUACUCCACGCUCGUCCUUUGAUAUCGCCAUGUCAGACGGCCCCAGAGAGAGCGCCCGGAGAAACUACGCCGCCUCAUCCCUCCUCCCCGACGCUCGACGGAUGGCGACCGAAUUAUUCGCCCGUAUUCACGUAAAUCCACAGUCUUACGAGGCACAUGUGAAUUUUAUCCGCUUGCUACACGAUGGAUUUGUGAAUCACGUCUACCCGCCGAAUAACCCGGAGAUUCAUGGCGAGCCUCGAGAUUACGAUCUACUCAAGGACAUGAGAACUGCCCGCGAGGAGAUGGACAAGCUUUUUGCCAUGGGCGAGGAUCUUUGGGCUGAGUGGAUUCAAGAUGAGAGUAUGCUGGCUUCUUCAGUGAACGAACGCAUCGAUGUGAUGAAUCUUUGCCAAAGAUCGAUUGAAGAAGAAUACGGUAGCACCAAGCUCUGGAAUAUAUAUGGCGAGUGGGUGCUAUACCUAUACAACGCUGCACACGGUGAUUCGACCCAAAGCCACUGGUCGGAGCAAGAUAAGCUGGUGGGCCGAGAAGUCUUUACCUGGCAGAGUGUCCUCGACACAUGGCAGAGGGGUGCUGAAGCAACGAGGUGGAGAAUUCAUGACAGUAAUACCGUAUGGGAUCGACUGUUAGAAUUUCAGGUUCGCGACGUGUCUCGCAACCCCUCCCAGGACAAAAUCGCACGAGUACGAGAACUGUUUGACAUUCGAUUGCAGACGCCUCACGCGACAUGGGAUCAGACAUUCCAGGCGUUCUCCAGUUUUAUUUCCACCUACUACAACACAAACUAUGAAAAUAUUAUGUCGGAGACGGUAACACAGUAUGCCACUCCGGUUAAGGAACAGUAUGCGGCCCGCGAGGAGUUUGAGAUUCGUCUUCGCAACGCGACCGACUCUGGCGACCGUGAUGAGGAGUGGAUGGCAUUUGCUGAAUACAUUGAAUGGGAACUUCAAGGCACCCGACGAAGACGCAGUGCAAAUUUUGAACUUAUCAACGCGAUCUACCAACGCGCGGUUUUGCGGUUCCAAACCAAUGCUACGGUGUGGGAGGACUACAUUAUGUUCCUCAUCGAUGAAUCAAUGCAUGGGAAUGUGCAUACAACAACAAUCUCUGCGCUUGACCGAGCAACCCGACAUUGCCCUGGGUCCGGUACUUUGUGGUCGCAGUAUUUGCUCAGCUCCGAACGAGAAGGACAAUCGUUUACGAAGAUCGCAGAUAUAAAGCACAAGGCAACAAGUACAGGCUUACUCGAUGUUGGGGGCAUGGAAGAGGUGCUGAAGGUGCACACAGCGUGGUGCAGCUACCUUCGCCGGCGUGCUUUCUUGUCCGAGGCUACUGACGAAGAUCUGGACGUAGCUGAAGUGGGAAUCCGUUCGGCAAUUGAGAGCGUCCAGGAGCUUGGAGAGAAGAAAUAUGGUCGCUCUUAUGAAGGCGACCCACUCUUCCGUCUCGAGCGUAUCUACAUACGUUACCUGAGUGAAAGUGGCAGCUGGGAUAGUGCACGAGAAACCUUCAAGGGCCUCGUCGGACGCCGUGGCAACAGUUACGAAUUCUGGCUGACAUACUAUCACUGGGAGCUGGUUUCUUGGAGCAAAUUUGUCCAGGGUGAAGCAACGGUUGAUGCCGCGCGUCGAACCCCGAAUCCCAGCUUUGCCACAGCUGUGUUGAAGCAAGCCAUCAAGCGGACGGAUCUUGACUGGCCGGAAAAGAUCAUGCAGACCUAUGUCGCGCACUGCGAAGACUACGAGGACUCGGAGGAACUACAGCUCGCCGUUCUGGAAACCCGGAAGGCUACGAGAGCCAUCGCCACCCGCCGGGAGCGGGAGGCUCGAGAAGCUGCCGCUUUACAGGCUCAACAGGCUGCCGAAGCAGCAGCGGUUCAACCAACAUUAGAGGCUUCGCAGGCGGAGAAGAGGAAACGUGAGGAUGAAUCGGCUGUGAAUGGCCUCCCUGCCAAAAAAGCACGAGCAGAGACAACACCAGAUGUUGAAGCAGAACCGGUAGCACUCCAGCGUGAUCGUGAGAAUUCUACGGUUGUUGUCAAGAACUUGCCUCAGAAUGUCUCAGAGCACAAGGUGCGACAGUUUUUCCGUGAUUGCGGUACGAUCAACGGUGUUAAGAUGCUUCCCGGAGAAGAUGGUAACACCGAAGUAGCCAUGAUCGAAUUUAAUUCGCGAGAAGACGCCGAGGCUGCGCAGACUCGCGAUCAGAAGACCCUUGAUGGCAACAUUAUUCAAGUUUCUUUUGGCUCUGAGACGACCUUGUUUGUCACCAACUUCCCGCCGACGGCCGAUGAGAACUACAUUCGACACAUGUUCAGCAAGUAUGGUGAAAUUAUCGACAUACGGUUUCCAUCUCUCAAAUACAACACGCAUCGGCGGUUCUGUUACCUACAGUUCAAAGCUUCCGUGGCCGCCCACCACGCCACAGAAUUGGACGGGUCAACCGUGAGCAAUGGCCUCAACCUCGUGGUUAAAAUCUCGGACCCUUCACGCAAGCAAGAUCGCCAUGGUCCGAUGCACGAAGGACGAGAGAUUCACGUGUCCAACAUUGAUUGGAAGGCCAAUGAGAAUGAUCUCAAAGAACUAUUCUCCAAAUUCGGCAGCGUGGAGUUGGCUCGCAUGCCCAGAAAGGUUGAUGGGGGCAGUAAGGGGUUUGGUUAUGUUGUAUUCAGUUCCAAGGAAGAAGCAACUGCAGCACUCGCCAUGAAUGAAGUCGAGUUUCGAUCCCGCCCGCUUCACGUUAAGUUGUCCGCCCCUAAUGGGGCCAAACGCACCGCUACCACUGUUGUCUCUCGGGUGGCUGGGUCACAGUCUCCUGCGCCGGAGACUAACGGUACAGCACUACCGGAAUUAGAAGAGCCCACGGGUGAGCGAAGGGACCGUACGCUGGGCUUGAUGAACGUCCCCGAUACGGUGAACGAUGCCCGGAUUCGGGCGCUUAUUGAACCAUAUGGUAAACUGGUCAAAAUUAUAUUGCGGCCGGACCAUCAAGGAGCGAUUGUUGAAUUCGCCGAUGUCAGCCAAACGGGUAAAGCGGCACUUGAACUCGAGGGACAGGAGAUCUCGCCAGGUCGGAAACUACAUAUUGGAACGGUGGGCGACAUGCUGAAGCAGUCUGCGGAGAAGAAGCAACGGUAUGGCCAGGGUGUGAAGCCAAAGGAGAAGUCCAAAGCCACAUUCCUUGCGCCGACGGCGCCCAUCAAGCGACCGCCGCAGCCGGGAGGGCGGAGUGGGAAACGCGGGCAUCUGGGGGUGAAGCGCGGAACGGCCCAGCAAACGAGUACCACGACCACAACGACAGCAACAACGAUGACUGCGACGAACGCCUCAGGCGAGGAAAACAAGGGCCAGAAGAGCAAUGACGACUUCCGCGCGAUGAUCCAGCGGAGUCAAGGGGAAUCAUCAUAA